AUGAGAAAAGAAUUAAAAUACCUUAUCUGCUUUAACAUACUCCUGUUAUUAUCUAUAAUAUACUACACGUUUGAUUUGCUAACGUUGUGUAUCGAUGAUACUUUCAAAGAUGCCAUACUUGAGGAGGACUUGAAUCCACCAUCAGAUGCUCCUCCAAAGCCUCAACUAAUACCCAAGAUUAUACAUCAGACUUAUAAAACUGAAGACAUUCCUGAACACUGGAAAGAGGGUAGACAAAAGUGUCUUGACCUACAUCCAGAUUACAAGUACAUCCUCUGGACAGACGAGAUGGCCUACGAGUUUAUAAAGGAAGAAUACCCUUGGUUCUUAGAUACUUUUGAAAACUACAAAUACCCCAUAGAGCGUGCCGAUGCCAUCCGUUACUUUAUCCUAUCCCAUUAUGGUGGUGUAUACAUCGAUUUAGAUGAUGGUUGUGAAAGGAAACUGGACCCUCUAUUAGCUUUCCCAGCUUUCUUAAGAAAAACUUCACCUCUAGGCGUGUCGAACGACGUCAUGGGUUCCGUGCCUAGACAUCCCUUCUUUUUAAAGGCUUUGAAGUCUCUGAAACACUACGACAAAUACUGGUUCAUCCCUUAUAUGACCAUUAUGGGGUCCACUGGUCCUUUGUUUUUAAGUGUCAUUUGGAAGCAAUACAAAAGAUGGGGCAUACCUACCAACGGGACGAUAAGAAUCCUACAACCUGCUUACUACAAGAUGCAUACUUAUUCGUUUUUUUCCAUUACUAAAGGUUCUUCAUGGCAUUUAGACGAUGCAAAGUUGAUGAAAGCGCUGGAAAACCACAUCUUGUCCUGUGUCGUCACUGGAUUCAUCUUUGGUUUCUUCAUCCUAUAUGGUGAGUUUACAUUUUAUUGCUGGUUGUGUUCUAAGAAUUUCAGCAAUCUAACCAAAAAUUGGAAGCUGAACUCUUUAAAAGUAAAAAUUGUCACAAUUUUAAAUUCAUUAGGCUUAAAGCUCAAGUUGAGCAAAAGUACCAGUGAUGCUGCUAGUGCCACUUUGCUGGCAAGGCAGCAGAAACGACUAAGGAAGGAUUCCAAUACAAACAUAGUAUUACUAAAAUCUUCAAGGAAAAAUGAUGUUUACGACCUAGAAAAGAACGAUUCUUCUAAGUAUACACAAGGAAAUAACAGCUCGUAA
Messenger RNA from Saccharomyces paradoxus, 1155 nucleotides. RefSeq names its product mannosylinositol phosphorylceramide synthase catalytic subunit SUR1 (gene SUR1). Gene Ontology annotation, molecular function: mannosyltransferase activity. Gene Ontology annotation, biological process: mannosyl-inositol phosphorylceramide biosynthetic process. NCBI's taxonomy places the organism in Eukaryota, Fungi, Ascomycota, Saccharomycetes, Saccharomycetales, Saccharomycetaceae. The record is from RefSeq and is a predicted model, not a curated record. The coding region runs from base 1 to 1155 and encodes 384 amino acids. The transcript has a single exon.